Messenger RNA from Merops nubicus (carmine bee-eater), 2151 nucleotides. It is a transcript of the gene CFAP47, whose product is annotated as calponin homology domain containing 2. Gene Ontology annotation, molecular function: protein binding. The record is from RefSeq and is a predicted model, not a curated record. The transcript is spliced from 14 exons. The annotation marks the transcript as partial. NCBI's taxonomy places the organism in Eukaryota, Metazoa, Chordata, Aves, Coraciiformes, Meropidae.
GUGGCAGUGUAUGACUUCACUCUUUCCGUUAAUGCUCCUCGGGGUGACUUGCCAUCGACUUGGCCAAGCCUUGGACCUGCAGCUUCUGUUGGAUCUGUAAAGGAUGUUGUUGCUCCUCGGCCACCUGCGGUGGCUGUGGCUCUUCCAUCUGUUAGAGUUAAAGCAGUUGUACUUAGAUCACCAUUGGAGUUCUCCUCAAUGGAACUUAAAUUUGCACAACAUUCCAAUGGCACCCAUUUCAAUAUUGCUGAUGAAAGUCUGAAUUCUCAGAACCUUGACCUGAAGAAUAUCUCAAGGCAGCAGCUGACAUGGACAUUGAAUUGUGAUGAUGCAAGCAAAAGUAUGGAAGAUGGUAUUUUUAAAUUUAGUCUGCAGACUGGAUUUCUUGAUCCAGGAGAAAAAAUCAGUAUUCGUGUAUCUUUCUGCCCAUCUUGUCCUGGAACAUACACAUCUGAAAUGUCACUGUACCUAAAUGGUAAUCCAUCAUGUUACAAAAUAAAAUUGUCUGGCAUUGUAAAGUCACCAAAAAUAAAUUUUGAUCCUCCUUUUUUAAUGUUGAUGCCAGUUCCUCUGGAUAUGGAAACUGAAUCAGCCAUCAUUAUCAUUCCACAAGAUUAUUUAAGGCAGUCACGAAUUCAAGUUGAACUUCCAGAGCUUGAACUUGAAGAUGGUGACAGGAUUUACCCUUUUUCUGUACAGUUUCCAGAAGGUCAAAAUAUUGUUCUUUCAUCAGAUGGCACAAAUAAGGAAUUCACUUGUCAUAUCAGCUUCAGGUCAUCUAGGCCCGUGUCACUUUUAGGGAAUAUGUUCUUCAUCGAUGAAGAAGGAAACAGGUUUUUGAUUCAAGUUGCUGCAACAGCAGAGAAUUGCCUUCUUACUUUAUACCCAUAUUUGGCAUUUCAUCGCUCUGAUCAACAAAUUAUCUUGAGAAGCAAUAGCAAAGACCACAGCAGUGGGGAAGUUGUUCUUCAGCCACAUUAUACUUCGCAAUCCCUUUCCUUUAGUACUUCCUCAAGUUCCUUCGAUGCAACUACUGACUCAACCUUUGAAGAUUCUCAGUCAGAAUCAGAUACUACUUUCGAAAGUGAGAGUGAUGAAGAGAUGAGUGAAGAGAGUGAAGCUGACAGUCAAAGUUACAGGAAAGAAAAUAAAUCUGAAUCAUCAUUUUUUCCUGAUGAAGAUAAAGAGGAGUACAUCUUCUUUCAGAAAACCCUAACUGCUGUUAAGAAUUGGUUCACUCUCUUUGGUUGGUCUAAUGGACAAAAUCCCCUUUCAAUACCAUAUUCACUAAGACGUGAUGUGUGUAAAGUCCAGAUGACCUCUUCACAAGAAAAGGCUUUUAAGCAAAACCUUGGCAAAGAUACUAAGACACUGUAUGACAUGUUAUUCCAUCUGAGUGGACAGUUGUUACCAGGCAUUACAUCGAGCCAGUCCUUGCCACUUGAUCCAGUUGAACGAAUGCUACAGCUCCACUCGCAGCACUCUGCAUUGCUUACUUUCCUUAAAAGCCAAGGAGCAUCUCUUCCCCACGUUUUGCCAGAAUUUCUGCUUGAACCUGAUGAUUAUAAGAAAUGGAUUAAAGAGCAAACUGUACUGAAGGGUCACACAGCUGAGUUGGAAAGAGAAGAUGUGGAAAACUCAGACAUAUUUAGUGACAAGCAUCUAUUCAUUCUGGAGGACAGUAUGUUUGAGACAGUCAGCAAACGAGCUUGGACAGAUGUACUACUGCAGAUAUAUAAGGUUUUUGUUCUUCAACAUCUUUCUCCGUGUAGUAUCACUGAUCUAUUCAGCUUAGAAAGAGCGCAGAACAUGCCAAGAAUAAAAUCAGAACCUUUAUCCAGUAACAUAUAUUCUCCCUAUGAACGAACCAUCCUCACCUGGUUGAAUGAGAAUUAUGAGAAGAAUCGAAAAACUGUGUGGAAAGAUUGUCAAAAAGGUGAAGUACCACCAAUGAGAUGGAUAGUAAAUUUUGACCGAGAUCUUCUAGACGGUCUGGUAUUGGCAGCACAAGUGGCAGCUUAUUGUCCAUAUUUGAUUUCUACUCACUUUGUAAGGAUGUAUACUACUCCAAGCACUCCUGAAGAGUUUCUGCACAACUGCUUGAUACUUGUGAAUGCUAUGCAUGCUGUCAGUCUGGCUAUAGACAUUAAG